Messenger RNA from Sitodiplosis mosellana (orange wheat blossom midge), 1225 nucleotides. RefSeq names its product gastrula zinc finger protein XlCGF52.1-like. The record is from RefSeq and is a predicted model, not a curated record. The coding region runs from base 21 to 1178 and encodes 385 amino acids. Gene Ontology annotation, biological process: regulation of transcription by RNA polymerase II. Lineage: Eukaryota; Metazoa; Arthropoda; Insecta; Diptera; Cecidomyiidae. Gene Ontology annotation, molecular function: RNA polymerase II cis-regulatory region sequence-specific DNA binding; DNA-binding transcription factor activity. The transcript has a single exon.
AAAUUGCAUUGCGAAUUGCGAUGAAUGGCAACUGUACAGAGCCGCCCGAUAAACACAAAUCGAAUGCCAUGGCAAAACAAAAUGAAUCGAUUUUGUGUGGAAUGGAAAUCAAACAGGAGCCAACAAUCAAACAAGAGAAUGAAGUCUCUGACGAAAUUCUGAUCGUAUCGCGGUCAGCACACACAGCCAUUGGAUCGCUUGACAAUUCAAUUGGCGGUACAGAAGUGAAUGACAGCGACGUUUGCUUCGAUUUCUAUGAUAUGGAUGGGGUAAAGUCUGAAGUGAAGAUCGAAAAAGUUGAGGAUGAGGCGAAUCAAGUUCCACGGAAGGACUCUGACAAAAAUUUAAGGCCACAAAGCAAUGUGGAGAAGAAGAAUUCCAAAUCGAAAUCAAGUGGACCGGAUGAUGGUGUGACAAAGAAAGGAUCAGCCAAAAGCGGGAAAAGUAGCACAGCUACUAGUUUUGGUAGCAACAAGAAACCAGCUGAAGGCGAGACAAAUCGAAAGCGACACAAGUGUUCAUUGUGCGUAUAUGUCACCGAUUUCACAACCGAUUUGAAGAAACACAUGUUCACGCACACUGGUGAACGACCAUUUCCAUGCAGCGUGUGCCAGAAACGAUUCAUCAAAAAAUGGAAUCUCCAAUCGCACAUGAAAAUACACGUUAAUGAAUUUCUAUUCAGCUGCUCAAAUUGUUCGCAAGGAUUUCAUCGCAGCGAGGAGAAGGUGGAACACGAAACUGGUUGCACGGUUCGUCGCUACGAGUGUCACCUAUGCAAGGAAUUCUCUACUUUGCGUAAGACGAAUUUGAAACAUCAUCUGCGUGUGCAUACCGGCGAGAGACCAUUCGAAUGCGACCAAUGCUCAAAGACAUUCAACCACCCAACUGCUUUGAAACGCCACCGCAAAACCCACGUCAAUCCUCGUCCAUUGAAGUUGAAGUGUUCAUCUUGCUUCAAAAACUUCGCCGAACAGAAGAAAAAAGAGCAUCAUGAAGCCAACUGCAAGCGACGCGGAUACCGAUGCGAUGUGUGCAAGAGCUUCACAACUGAUCAUAAACCAAAUUUGAUGAAUCACAUGCGAAUCCACACUGGCGAAAAGCCAUUUCAAUGUGAAACCUGCUCGAAGUGCUUCUCACAAAAGGCAACUCUCAACAAACACAAUAAGAUCCACAAGUAGCUGUUAUCUCCCAUGGAAUAACACCUGCAUCCUGCAAUCAAUCACAU